Molecule: messenger RNA, 855 nt
Organism: Drepanopeziza brunnea f. sp. 'multigermtubi' MB_m1
Lineage: Eukaryota; Fungi; Ascomycota; Leotiomycetes; Helotiales; Drepanopezizaceae
Biological process (GO): poly(A)+ mRNA export from nucleus
Cellular component (GO): nucleus
Source: RefSeq, a predicted model, not a curated record
AUGUCCGACUACAACGCGCUGAAGGUCCCCGACCUCAAGAAGCUGCUUGGAGAGCGUGGCCUCAUGAUCUCGGGCAACAAGGCCGACCUUAUCGCAAGACUGCAGCAGGACGAUAUUAAGAAGAACGAGGGUGCUGCUGCUUCUGGCGCAGCCGAAGACGAAAUCGACUGGGAUGAGGAUGAUAACAAGGUCGAACCUGCAACCACCGCCGCACCUGUUGCUCCUGCGCCUGAGAUCAAGACCCCUGCUGCUGCUGCACCUUCCCCGAAGCCUGCUGAGCCGGUCGCUGCGCCAACGACGACGACCACGACGGAGUCUGCCCCAGCCCCAGCCCCUACCACCACCGCCACCACCACUGAACCUGCCCCCGCACCAGAAGUAAAGCCCGAGGAGCCCAAGAAGAACUUCACAGCUGGCCUCGUCCUCUCGGAAGCCGAAAAGGAAGCAGCCAAGCGAGCCGCGCGCGCAAAGCGCUUUGGCAUGGACAAGAAGGCUGAGGCCACACAGACAGACGAGGAGAAGAAACUUGCUGAGCGGGCGAAGAAAUUUGGUACGGACAAGACCAAGGAUGAGGGCAUUAUCAAAAGCAUUGUCAGCACAUUGAACGAUGGGCUGUCAGAGAAGAGAAUGAAGCGCGGAAGAGAGGAUAGAGGAGAGGGUGGCAGACACGCCAAGAGGCAGACUCCGGAUCGGAGAACAGAGGGGCAGAGACGAGAUGGUCGGGGAGGUGGUGGGGGUCAGAGAGGUGAGGGCAGAGGUGGUGGUGGUUCCGGGGGCUUUAAGAAGAUUACGGAUGAUCCGGUGGAAGCUGCAAAGGCGGAGGCGCGGGCGAAGAGAUUUGCGGCUGCGAAGUGA